This is a messenger RNA of Penicillium cosmopolitanum, 855 nucleotides long. RefSeq lists its product as uncharacterized. The coding region runs from base 1 to 855 and encodes 284 amino acids. The record is from RefSeq and is a predicted model, not a curated record. The transcript has a single exon. Lineage: Eukaryota; Fungi; Ascomycota; Eurotiomycetes; Eurotiales; Aspergillaceae.
AUGACGACAGACGAAGACUGCGAUGAGUUGGAAUAUCUAGGUCGUAGCUUCCUCGAGGAUCUACUCCCAUCGAUCAAAACAUACACACUUUGCAGUGAAUCCCAGUUUUUGAACAUUAUCAACUCGCAAGCCACUCGUUUCAAUACUAUACUUGAUAUCCCCCACGAGUUCCUCCUCUUCCGGAUCAGUGAAGAUACCGAUAUUCAUACCUUUAAUACUAUUAUUAACCCCGAAAAUCCUAAUAUAUCAACAUACAUUUCAUCCAUCAACCUCAGUGGGAGACUAUUACUCAGCAAAAUACCCAGCGUACCCCAUGGCUCCGUUGGCGGAGUACUUCACGACAUAAUCCUGAGUUCAAUACUACCAAUGGGCCUCAAUAACACCCUCAAGACAUACGUGGGGAGUAGGAUAUGGGGCGGCGGGGGAAAAAGAGCAAAGGAGCCAGACUACGGAUGGGGCCCGAAGCGCAGAGCGCCUGGUCAGCCUGAUCGACCAACAAUAGCCUUAGAGGUUGCGUACUCGGAGGCCGACAAGAAGCUACAGUCGGACGUUAGAUUUUGGUUAAGCCCGAGAGACGGCAAUGCGAAUGCUUGCCUCACUGUCCGUAUUCAGAAGUCGAAUAUUCGCGUCGAACAAUGGCAUCGAGAUGACCGAGGCAGAAUUUGCCGUAAGGGGGUAGUUUGGAUAACGAAGACUACGGACCGUUUAGUCGUCGAUAAUAACUACCCUAUCCAAAUCUCGUUUGAAGACUUAUUCAACCGCAGGGCAGAUUGCCCCCGAGAAAGUGACAUUGAGGUCUCCCCGGAAGACUUGAGAGAACUUGCUCGAACUGUCUGGGAUGACUAUCGGGUGUAG